AUGGAAGGCCUCUUCUUCAACGUCGACUACGGAUACAUCGAGGGUGUUGUUCGUGGCUACCGCAAUGGUCUUUUGACCGGAAACCAGUACGCCAACUUGACCCAGUGUGAUACUCUCCAGGAUUUGAAAUUGCAACUUUCGGCCACCGAUUACGGAAACUUUUUGGCCUCGUACGCCGGCCCAUUGUCGACCUCCGUCAUCCAGGACCGCCUCUCCAAGAAAAUGUACGCAGAGUUCCAGUACUUGCGCAGCCAGAGUCUGGGCAAGUUGACCAAGUUCUUGGACUACGUAUGCUAUGGCUACAUGAUCGAUAACGUAUCUUUGAUGAUCACCGGAACAUUGCACGACCGUGACUGUGCGGAAAUUUUGCCCAAGUGCCACCCAUUGGGCUGGUUUGAGACCUUGCCCACGUUGUCCAUUGCUACAGAUAUCGAGUCCUUGUACAGCACUGUGUUGGUGGACACGCCGUUGGCUCCAUUCUUCAAGGACUGCCUUACCGUAGAUGACUUGGAUGACCUCAACAUUGAGAUUAUUCGUAACAGAUUGUACAAGAACUAUUUGGAGGCAUUCAAGGAGUUCAUCCAGAAAGAGUUUGAUGGACCUGACUUGGAGAUCAUGACCCGCUUGUUGGACUUCGAGGCCGACAAGCGUGUCAUCAACAUCGCGCUCAACUCUUUGAACAACCCGGACUUGUCGCCGGAAGACAAGACAUCCUUGUUCCCACAGUUUGGCCGCUUGUACCCAGUGUACCACAAGGACUUGGCCCUGGCAGAGGAUGUGGAACAGAUCAAGUACAUUGUAGAGUCCAUUGGUGAGUACCUGGAGCUUUUCAGCGAUGGACACGACGCCAAUGGCGGCUCGAAGAACAUCGAGGACUGGUUCUAUUUGUUGGAGAUGCAAUACAACAAGAACGCCUUCACCCAGCAAUUCACCUUAUCUGCGGUCUGGGCCUGGUUGCGCUCCAAGGAGCAGGAGGUCAGAAACAUCACUUGGAUAGCCGAGUGUAUCGCCCAGAACCAGAAAAACAGAAUCAACAACUACAUCUCUGUGUACUAG
This is a messenger RNA of Australozyma saopauloensis, 1056 nucleotides long. RefSeq names its product H(+)-transporting V0 sector ATPase subunit d. Gene Ontology annotation, cellular component: vacuolar proton-transporting V-type ATPase complex; proton-transporting V-type ATPase, V0 domain; fungal-type vacuole membrane. Gene Ontology annotation, molecular function: proton-transporting ATPase activity, rotational mechanism. The record is from RefSeq and is a predicted model, not a curated record. The transcript has a single exon. Lineage: Eukaryota; Fungi; Ascomycota; Pichiomycetes; Serinales; Metschnikowiaceae. The coding region runs from base 1 to 1056 and encodes 351 amino acids. Gene Ontology annotation, biological process: vacuolar acidification; proton transmembrane transport; vacuolar transport.